GUGACCACCCAAACCCUCACCCUUUUCUCUCUCUCUCUCGCAUCUCUCAUCUCUCUCUCUCUCUCUCUCUCUGUGCAAGUGUGUGCCCCUCACAAACCUUUCGAAACCCUAGAAUUUCCUUAGCUCUCGAUUCUACAUUCAGCAAUCUCUCUACAAGCUUUCUCUCUCGCACUUUCUCUUCUUUGUGCUUCGGACCUGAUCAGUGCCUUUUCCUUUCGCUCGAUCUUCUCGCAAUUCUUCGCGACUUAUCGAUCGUUCGAUGGCUGGAGGCAAGCUUCAUCUUCCUGACGAUCUCCUCUCCCCAAAACCAUCCAUUGCUCAGUCUUGGACCGCCAAAGUGGAAACUUUAGGAGGCAAUGACGAGGAAAAGGGGUUGAUGGGGUCACUUGACGAGUUAAAAGAAAGUAGCAUUCCCCUGUCUCCCCAGUGGCUUUACGCUAAACCGAGCGAGACUAAGAUGGAAAUGCGAGCACCAAGUUCUCUGUCUCUUGGAAAUCCAGCCGAUCCCAAUCAGAAGGAGGGGUGGCGUUCAGACGGGCCUGAGGACAAAAAAGAUUGGCGAAGAACAACGGCUGAGACUGAGAGUGUUCGUCGUUGGCGUGAAGAAGAAAGGGAAACUGGCUUGCUAGGUAGAAGAGAUCGCAGGAAAGUGGAUCGUCGUGACAAUUCUUCAGGCAGAGAAACCACAGACAAUAGAGCUUUGCCUUCUUCUGAUAGGUGGCAUGAUACUAAUAAUCGUAAUUCUGGGCACGAAACACGGCGUGAUAUCAAAUGGUCAUCUAGGUGGGGUCCUGAAGACAAAGAUAAGGAAUCUCGGACUGAAAAGAGGACAGACGUUGAGAAGGAAGAUGGUCACAAUGACAAUCAAUCAUUUGUUGUUAGCAACCGUGCUGUUUCUGAGCGGGACUCAGAUUCUCGCGACAAGUGGAGGCCACGCCAUAGAAUGGAGGGGAAUUCUAGCAUGCCAGGUCCCUACCGUGCUGCACCUGGAUUUAGUCUUGAGAGAGGUCGCGUGGAGGGUUCAAAUAUGGGGUUUACUUUAGGGCGCGGGAGAUCUAGCAUGGCAGUUACAAGACUUUCAUCUGCAAGUCCCAUCGGUGCUGCUCAUUUUGACAAGAAUGAAGUUGUUCAUGGGAAACCUAGCCCAUCAGCCGAUGCAUUUUGUUAUCCAAGGGGAAAGCUUCUUGACAUUUACCGAAUGCAAAAACUUGAUCCAUCUUUUGUUACUGUGCCCACCCAUCUGGAGGAAGUACCUCCUAUUACACAAGUAACACUCGUUGAACCAUUGGCUUUUGCCUCUCCUGAUGAAGAAGAGGAAGCUAUCCUUGGCGAUAUAUGGAAAGGCAAAAUCACCAGUAGUGGAGUCUUGUACAAUGCAUCUAGAAAGGGCAGAUCAACUGAUAAUUUUUCAGACUUGGGAAAUUUGGAAUCCACCAAUGGUAAACUGGGUAGUGUUCCCUCAAUUAUGAGUGAAGAAACUGCCGAUACCUUUCCAGAAGCUGCCAAUAAUGAUGUAUAUAAAGCUGAUGUUGAUGGGACCUUGUACAGUGACGAGCCUAAAAUGAAUUUGAUAAAUGAAAGAGAUUUUAUUCACGAGGGGGAACAUAAAGUUCCUGUAACAGAUGAAUUGACAUCUACGACUACAAAUAGUAACAAUGUCAGCAGUUCACAAGAUAUGAAUGGUGCUCAUCAUGAUGCUUCUCAACAAGUUGCAGAUUUUUCGAAACACCCUCUGUUCAAUGACAUUGCUCCUGCUACUUUUCAUGUCAGCACUGAGCUUCCAAAUUAUUCAAAUUCCUUAUUUGUGCCUUCUUCUGAGCGGAGUUUGAGUGAAAUUACUCAGCACUUGGAGAACAGCAGCAACGGAAAACUUUUAAAAAGGGGUAUCCCACCUGAGGAGUUGAGUUUGUACUAUUGUGAUCCACAAGGGGAAAUACAGGGGCCGUUUCUCGGGGUUGACAUCAUUUCAUGGUUUGAACAAGGUUUUUUUGGGACAGAUUUGCCUGUUCGCUUGGAAGAUGCUCCAGAAGGAACACCAUUCCAAGAUCUGGGUGAGAUCAUGCCACGUCUUAAACUUAGCGAUAUGCAUGGUAGUGCUGAUAUAAGUUCUAUGGUAGAAUAUCCUGGAGGUUUGGAAGGGAAAUUGGAGUCUAGUUUACCUGCUUCAGCUUCUGUUCCUGAAAUUACUCAUUCAUCUGCACUUAAUGACCAGUUCUGGCAGUCGUCUGAGUAUGAUGGUCUGUCAGUGCAGCGUGGUCAGUUAAGAAGAUCUGAGCAUGAAGGUUCAUUGCAAGUUGCAUAUUCAGAGGGUCAAGCCUUUCAUGACUUAGCUGGCCAAGAUGAAGAGAUUGUGUUCCCAGGAAGACCUGGAAGUGGUGGAUAUGCUUCUGGGAGAACUCCUAGAAGUCUUAAUAAUCCUUCUGCCAAUUUUAUAAACCACCGUUCUCUUCCAAUGGAAUCUACAGAACCUGCCAUGCCAAGUCAUAAUGAUAACAAGUUGCAUCCUUUUGGCUUGUUGUGGUCUGAGCUUGAAGGCCCUUAUGCGAAGCAUAACCAGUCAUCAGCUACACCCUCCGUCAGUGGUGUUCAGGAUCAACUCAUAAACCCUAUGGGCGGAAGAGUUGGUCCAUUCAGUGCAAUGUCUGAUUCAACUCAUACUGCGGAGAGAUGGCCUGAUGUUUAUAGAAGAAAUACACUUUCUGACCCCAGCGUGUAUCAAGAUUCCACGGAUGCUCGCUGGUUGUCACAUAUGGAUCAAGAAUCCAACCACUUUGAUUUAGCAGAUAAAUUUUUGUCACAACAAUUUCAGCAACAACAGCUGCAGCAGCGUAAUCUGCUGUCUCCCCAUCCUCACUUAAAUGAAGCAUUGCUGGAACAAGUGCCAAGUCGAAAUUCUAUUCUCCACCAACAAUUGACCAACGUAACAGCACCGGAUGUGGAACAAUUUUUGGCCCUUCAGCUGCAGCAGGAGCAGCAAAGGCAACUUCAACUCCAACAACAUCACCAAAUUCAGCAACUUCAUCAGUUUCAGCAACAGCAAAUGCUAGUGCAGGAACAACAGCAGUCUCAAGCUCAGCAGCUGCUUCUCGAACAAUUGCUUCACAGUCAAGGGCAUGAUCCUGGCCGUGGACAGUCCCUUGCUGAUGCUGUCAGAGCAAACAAUGCCAUUGAUAAAGUUUUAUUAGAGCAGCACAUUCUACAGGAACUGCAACAGCGUUCUCAUCAUCCUCCAAGGCAUGCUGAUCCAUCCAUUGAGCAUCUUAUGCAAGCUAAAUUUGGUCAAAUGCCACAUCAAGGGCAUCAAAGUGAUUUAUUGGAGCUUGUAUCAAGAGCAAAGCAUGGACAGAUGCACCCUUUGGAACAUCAAAUUCUUCACCAAGGGCAGUUGCAUGCGAGGCAGAUGCCAAUGGGAUUGAGGCAGCGGGUGGAAAUGGAAGAAGAGAGACUAAUUGGAUCUGCCCGGCCUGUUGAUGAAAUCAAUCAGUUUCUCAGAAGUCCUGCUGGUAUCCACCGAUCUAAUUCUGCAGGGUUUGGCUCAAUAGAAUUUCAUCAGCAACAAAGGAGACUGUCCCCUGAGGAGCGGCAUGGUCCCCUUGAUCGAAAUCUCUCAUUGAAAGAUGCUCUCCAACGGGGCCUUUAUGACCCUGGCUUGCUUUCAUUGGAGCACUCAAUGUCUUUACCUGGUGGUGCUCCUGGAAUGAACCCGGAUGUUGUAAAUGCUUUGGCACAUGCUCAAGGUUUUGAUAUGCAGGAACCAAGUGCGCGAAUGCGUUCCGCUGGUCAAGUGGGUGGGUUCUCCUCUGGCACCCGCUCUAAUCACCCUUUGAGUCUCAACCAAUUUCAGUUAUCACAUUCGGACACCAUGGAAAGACACUGGUCAGAAAGCAACAGUCAGAUACCAAAUGACUGGAUGGAAUCACAGAUUCAACAAUUGCGUCUCAAUGCUGAGCUGCAGAAAAGGGAGUCAGAAGUCAAAGUGACUUCUGAAGAUCCGAAUUUAUGGAUGUCGGCUGGAACUAAUGACGAUAGUUCGAAGCAGUUGCUUAUGGAGCUGCUCCAUCUGAAAUCAGGUAAUCAGUCUACUGAAGCAGUAGAUUUGAGCAAUGGAAUAUCUCAUGAAAGAAGGGCACCUUCCAGUGGUUUUCCUGGGACAAGCUCUUCAAAUCAGUCCUUCGGCCUUCCAGAUCCUGAAGCAGGUGUAAACCGCUCUUUUGGUGUAGGGUCUUAUGGUUCUAAUUCAGGUGAAUCACCACAGGCUUUUAUAAUGGAUGAGAUAGCUAGUGGUUUUGAAAGCAGUGAACGAUUGUCCCUUAUAUCCAAUUCUGGAGCAUUAAUUGCAGGAGAUCCAUUAUUUCCGGGCAUCAAUGAACCAUCUAGGUCAGUUUACACAAAUUCGAAUAUGAUAGGCAAGUCAUCUAUUGAAGGAAACUUCUUAGACAUUGAACGGAAGAAACAAGGAUUUGAAAGCAAGGGUGGUAUGCUAAAUGGGCCAGUCUCAGAGAUUCAAGAAGGAAUGGCUGAGCAGGCACGUUUGGCUUCUAUUGAUUGUGGGGAUUUGUCAAUCAAUGGCACUGGCAGGCAUGCUUUAUUUGGUGGUGCUGGUAGGAAUACAGGAUUCCAUGAUGGCCGGAUUGGGCCGCGUGAUUCUUUUGCAGAAGAGAGUGUUAAGGAUUGGGUACCAGUCCCAUCUAAAGUACCGGAUAGUCAUUUACUGAGAAAUCCUCUAGUCUCACAGACUUCGUCAUCACAGGAAGCAUUAUCGGAGCUAGCUUCUGAUCCAAUCAUUAGAGGGAAAAAUCCUUUGGUUGCAGUUGCUUCUGAAGGGGGAAGACGAGAUCCUGGAGGGAAUCCAGUGAACCAAAUUUCUGAAGUGGCAUCUGGCAAGAAAGACAUGCGUUUUCGACGAACCUCAUCUUAUGGUGAAGGUGAUAUCUCGGAUGCAUCUUUCAUGGACAUGCUUAAAAGCAGUGCUAAGAAGCCGCCUACACUUCCAGAAGGUCAUGCGUCAGUAGGAGCUUCAGAGGCAUCAGAUGGGACACAAGCAGGUCGAGGUGGCAAAAAGAAAGGGAAGAAAGGGAGGCAAAUUGAUCCUGCGCUCCUUGGGUUCAAGGUUACCAGCAAUCGUAUCAUGAUGGGUGAGAUCCAGCGUGUGGAAGAUUAACAAACCUCUUAUUUAGUAAUGCCUAUUAUUGUAUUCUUUCUUAGAAAGCUGUAGAGUUCAAAAUUUGUGUAAAGCAUUUGCAGAUGGAGGUUCUUUGAUUUUUUAACCCCCCAUUGCAUCUCAUCUGUGAUCAUGCUACGUGAUGAAAAAGCUUUGUUUAGUCUGUCAGUUAGAAAUCAAAGUCAACUGUAUGAUAUAGGGCAGUAAAAGGUGGUGGUUGUAUAGAUCUAACAUUUGUUUUUACAAGAAAAUGAAUCAAUAAAAGGUAUACAAUUGUUACAAACAAA
This is a messenger RNA of Cornus florida, 5448 nucleotides long. RefSeq names its product protein ESSENTIAL FOR POTEXVIRUS ACCUMULATION 1-like. The coding region runs from base 260 to 5161 and encodes 1633 amino acids. Lineage: Eukaryota; Viridiplantae; Streptophyta; Magnoliopsida; Cornales; Cornaceae. Gene Ontology annotation, molecular function: protein binding. The record is from RefSeq and is a predicted model, not a curated record. The transcript is spliced from 11 exons.